UCGCUGACGUCACUACGCCGGACGAUUUCCAUUCAUUAGCAUUUGCUGGGAUUUUUCAAUACGGGCGAUCACUACAAAUGUCACGCGAUCACAGUCGGGAAAUUACCGCGAUUGGAGAAGAUGUUCUAAAUUUUCAAAUUCAUGGAUAAUAUCUAAAUGUUGACACCACCACAAGCCGAAAAUUCCGUUUAGAUUUGGAGAUAGAUUUGAUCCCAAUCGCGAGCAGAACGCACAGUUGCCAAACCUCGUCCGUUCGUCAUCGGUGCAGUUCUGGUCCAUCGUCUUUUUUUAGCCGGUGACGUCAGGAUUAGCAUUUUUUGGGGUAUUUUGUUCAGAUAGAAAAAUCAGAAGUAUGUCUCAGUUCAGGUAGCCGUUAUCACACUUUUGAGACAUAGACAAAAGGAUCUGUCCUGGACUGUACAGUUAGUCUUCUACAGCGGAGACUGAUUCACUUGCUCAGACGUCCCUGUCUGUAGCAUGAACGACAGGCAAUAUAGAAUGGCCCAUUCUCAACAGAAGAUGCCCACUGCACCAUCGGUUAUGAAGCCUGGCAGCAGUAGCAGCAGCAACAACAGUUGCAACGCCAAGUUCCUAAGCCAGUUCAGCAGCGUGGAAGUCGGCGACACGCAAUUCCUCAUUCUCAAUCGGUACCAGAGUCUCCGAUCGGUAGGCUCAGGAGCGCAGGGACUAGUUGUAGCUGCCUAUGACACAGUAACAAAGCAGAACGUUGCAAUAAAGAAGCUUAGCAGACCGUUUCAGAAUGUCACCCACGCCAAGAGGGCGUACCGAGAACUCUUACUCAUGAAGACGUGCAAUCAUAAAAAUAUUAUCGGCCUCCUAAACGUUUUCUCACCGCAAAACACGUUUGACGAGUUCAGCGACGUGUACCUGGUGAUGGAGCUGAUGGACGCCAGCCUGAGCCAGGUCAUACAGAUGGACCUGGACCACGAACGACUGUCCUAUCUUCUCUACCAGAUGCUAUGCGGUAUCAAGCACUUACACUCGGCAGGAAUCAUCCACAGGGAUUUGAAACCGAGCAACAUAGUGGUCAAGUCGGACUGUUCGCUGAAGAUUCUGGAUUUUGGCCUGGCGCGCACGGCGGGCACAACGUUCAUGAUGACACCCUACGUAGUCACUAGAUAUUACCGAGCGCCAGAAGUCAUCCUAGGCAUGGGCUACAAAGAAAACGUUGACAUCUGGUCCAUUGGUUGUAUAUUUGGUGAGAUGAUUCGGGGUCAGGUGAUGUUUCCGGGAAUGGAUCACAUCGACCAGUGGAAUAAGAUCAUUCAGCUCCUGGGUAGCCCCUCGCAGAAAUUCAUGCAACGCCUGCAGCCCACCGUCCGUACUUACGUGGAGAACAGGCCCAAGUACCAGGGUCAUGCCUUCGAAUCGCUCUUCCCCAACGAGCUGUUCCAACGGGAGCAGAGCGUGACGGAGCCUCAGAAGUUAAAUGCUACCAUGGCGAGGAGAUUGCUGUCCAAGAUGUUAGUAAUAGACCCGGCCGAGAGGAUAUCGGUUGACGAGGCGUUGGAGCACCCCUAUAUCAAUGUAUGGUACGACCCGGCAGAAGUAGAAGGGCCGGUGCCGAUCACUUAUGACCACACGAUAGAUGAGAGAGAACACACAGUGGAGCAAUGGAAAGCUCUUAUAUAUCAGGAGGUCAUGUCCUUUAUGUGUAAUAGCGGGGUCUAUGUUGGUAUAGAAAACUGCAGAGAUUCUGAUUCCAUGGAGCACUGCGGAUCCGAGCUAGAUAUCGCCCACGCAGCGGCAGGGGGUGUGAUAACGGCUGCGUCACACAACGUGUCGCACGGUGCGACACAGUCAGCCUCCAACUGCGCCUCCAAUAGUAUGUACAAUGCUCACGGCGCACACUAGCCACGUAUGUACGCAACUACAAACUAACAACGUCCAUAGGUUGCGGAACUCAGAAAAAAUCCUCCGUAAAGCAAACUGUAAAACGUAUAAACAUCACAAAAGAUUGUACAUCAUUUGCAUAUGACCUUUGACCCUGAGGACAUAUCUGCUGAGUGUUGACCCGGAAAGAAAAAUGGACGGUGCUUGUGUAAAAACAAAAACUUGAUGUGAAGUAUAAGGGAAGUCAAUUUGAGUUAAAGUGAACGCAAAAGUUUUGAAGUACGCAACUUGAACUCAUUUGGCUUGAACAAAGGAGGUAUAUAUGUGAAUGGCAGUGUGUGUGUGUGCUGUAAAACAAAACAAAAAAAACUCAUUGUGCUUUAAAUGUUGAUUAUUCCUCCAACAUACGCUGGCAAAGUUGUUCAGGUUUUUUGGCAAGUUUCUUUGACUUGUAAGAUAUACGUAAUAUCCUAAAGGUGUUUUCAAUUUGCAGGAGAACAUGUUGAAGACAAAAAAGACAUAUGUCAACAUUUUUGUCAAAGCCAAUAUUGCCAGGAAAUUCAUUUUUAAUGUCGGCAAAUAAAUGUUCACAUUGUCUACGUCUUCGUAAGAAUCAGGAAAAAUCAAUUUAUUUCAUCUCCAGCAUUCAACAGUAAGCCCAGAGUCCAUGGGUUUUUAACCUUGGCAUAAUUACGUUUGUCCACAUUUUCAAGAUAGCACUAAAGAUUAGCAUAAACGUUUCAGCCAAAUGUGAACCCGGUGCAACUCUCAAACUCUAUAUUUCAUGCAAUGUGUUAUUUGCCAACAUUGAAUUUCUCCCAGACUUUGACAUGUUUGUGAGACAAACCAUCCUAAAAAAAACUGUAACAAAAAGGCAAGAAUUGUAAGCAACAUGAUACAUACCAAAGCAAGCAGCCUGUGACUUCAAGAGAAUGUUGUUUGCUGCCCUCUACUGUCCAAUAUUGGUAUUACUCUGGCAUUGGCUGGAUUUCCUCCCUUCCCCGUGUGGUUGCAUUGUUAAAGUAUGACAAUACCGCCCUCGUGUGUUUCAAAAAAGGGUCAUCGCGGAGUACACAGUGCAUCUGCGCACCCUUGGGCGUCCUUUGUUUUUAUAUAUACAUAUAUAUAUAUGAUGGUAAUUGUAUUUAAAAAAAAAAAAUAUCAAUUUUUCCCACAGAUUUUUACAUUCUGUGUUUGCAAACUACGGUGUGAAUUCAAUGCGUGUAACUCAUUUUUUUUCUUCUCUUAACAGCUGCAAUUUUGUGGCUUUUGCUCGAUAAUAAUUACUCAUAAAAUGUGAAUUUGCCAUUCACAUAAAUGUGACUGGUUUAGAUUUCUUGUUAUGAAAUCGGAAGAGAAAACAACUCUAAAAUGAUCCCGAUAUGUUUUGGGUAUUUUAGGACCCUUUUUAGGACAAUACAAAAAAUACUUUGUAAAAUUUAUGUCAUGAGGCCAUACCUACAUUGUAGAUUUCCUUCUUUUUUUUGUAUUGCAAAGCACAACAUAAGUUUUGUAGUCAUAACCUUUAAUUAUGCAGAUGUUUGAUACAUUUUUUUUUAGAAUGUGUCAGUUCAUACCUUUGUGUAUGCAUGUACUUUUUUUUUUUUUACUAAAGACCCUAUUGAUACAUCUAUAAGAACCCAAGGAAUGGCUGGGUGCAACAUAUAUUCUUAAUUCAGCCUAGUGUUUUGCAAUGUGAGUGUCAGGGAACCAUACCUUGUAUCAUGACCGCACAAAACACCAUUAUACAAUUUUAACAAGAAGGCACUUUUUUUCACGAGUACAAUUGUUACACAUACAUUGAUUUUGAAAUUGUUGGCCAAUAACUGAAUCAGAUCGCAAGAAAGGGAGAAAUGUUCAGAUCGACGAUUAGUUCAUUUUGGUGAUGAUGUUUUUCUUAACUUUGUGAACUUUUCACAAACUUGGUUUUUUUCUCUUUGCUUCAUUAUGCACCUUGUGAUUUAAAAAAUAUUCUGCAAUGUUCUUGAACCCUUUUGGGAUGUUGCAACCACUUUCUGUUCUUUUUUGCACAACUGUAGUGAGAGCUGCCAACAUUGUCAAUCCAAAAAAAUGGUCCGAGUAGAAGUACAUUAAUGAAAGUUCUGUUCUGUUUGAGCCGAGAAAAUGAUAUGCCGAGGAGAGGUGCAUGCAAGUUUGGUUGCAGCUGCCAAAUUGGUUAAAUGUAAGAAAUCUAGAAGGUAAACUUCGCAGCUUUCAGAAGAUGCUAAAAACAAAAAACACAAAAUGACUUUUAAAAUGACAUAUUUAAGUUAAAAACAGGGUUGGGAACACUAUAGGAAUUGAAAGGUGAACGUUACUGAUACAAGAGGAGGUUUUUGUCUGUUUUUUUUUUUUUUUUUUUUUUUUGGCACUUUUUUUGCAUUUUGAUUGUCUUCCAUUUGAAUUUGUUGGCGGAAAAGUGAGUGUUUGGCAACUCUUUGAAAUAAACUUGGUUGUCUUGGUUACUGGCCUGAAAGUCCUCUCAUUUAAACCCAAUAAAUUCUGAUUGUCAUGUGAUAUUGCAUCACUGUUAUUUCGUGCCAAAUGUGAGCAAUGCAGAAAAAAACUUGAGGGGCAUCUUGUGUGUGUAUCUUAGUAACACUGUUGCCAUCUUUGUCUGGUUACCUGAAGUCAGGACACGUUGUAGAAGUGGCCCGCCUGGCUGGGUGCCAGACUACAUUGGCCACACACUUCACUGUCACCCUCGUAAACAUGUACUUAAACAAAAUGGUGACUUAUUCCAUUGCGUAAACAUAGGGUUGGUGGUGGAAUGCAAAAUGGAAGGAUAAAAGUGGGAAUUUUCGCUUCGAAAUUGUCUGAAAGUUGAAAUGUACAGGCUGUGCUUAAUGUACCCAGCUGUGUUUGUAAAUGUGUGUACAGCUGCCUUCAAGCAUUGAUUGUCCAAUGAGGGAACAGCGUUCUGGUCACAUGUUACUUGGUGAAUGGAAUAUGAAAAGAAAUACUCCAAGCAAUAUGAUUUUCUGCAAA
Patiria miniata (bat star) is the source of this 4842-nucleotide messenger RNA. RefSeq names its product stress-activated protein kinase JNK-like. Gene Ontology annotation, biological process: JNK cascade; protein phosphorylation. Bases 478 to 1875 code for a protein of 465 amino acids. Gene Ontology annotation, molecular function: ATP binding; JUN kinase activity. The transcript is spliced from 12 exons. The record is from RefSeq and is a predicted model, not a curated record. Gene Ontology annotation, cellular component: nucleus; cytoplasm. NCBI's taxonomy places the organism in Eukaryota, Metazoa, Echinodermata, Asteroidea, Valvatida, Asterinidae.